This is a messenger RNA of Myripristis murdjan (pinecone soldierfish), 2903 nucleotides long. RefSeq names its product actin related protein 2/3 complex, subunit 5B (gene arpc5b). Gene Ontology annotation, cellular component: actin cytoskeleton; Arp2/3 protein complex. Lineage: Eukaryota; Metazoa; Chordata; Actinopteri; Holocentriformes; Holocentridae. Gene Ontology annotation, biological process: regulation of actin filament polymerization; Arp2/3 complex-mediated actin nucleation. The coding region runs from base 145 to 597 and encodes 150 amino acids. The record is from RefSeq and is a predicted model, not a curated record. The transcript has 4 exons.
UGCACACGGAAGUGGGCGCGGAGAGAAGAGGGAGAGGAAGGAAGCUGUCAGCCGUAGACAGGACCGCAAAAGGCCGGAUUUGAGCCUUCAUUCUUACCCUUUCGGUGAAAAAAGAAAACACAAGACGACCUAAACCUCGCCGAAAUGUCGAAGAAUACAGUGUCCGACCGCUUCAGGCGAGUAGACGUGGACGAGUACGACGAGAACAAAUUUGUGGACGAGGAGGACGGAGGAGAAAACCAGCUGGGUCCUGACGAGGCAGAGGUUGAUUCCCUCAUCAGACAAGGAAACCUCAUGGAGGCUUUGCAUGCAGUUCUGAAGAACCCACCCAUCAACACAAAGAACCAGAAUGUUAAGGAUCGCGCUGAGGGUCUGGUGCUGAAAGUGCUUAGCUCUUUUAAGAGUGGUGACAUUGAGAAGGGGGUGCAGUCCCUGGACAAGAACGGCGUGGACCUGCUGAUGAAAUACAUCUACAAAGGCUUUGAGCGGCCGUCAGAGAACAGCAGCGCUGUCCUCCUGCAGUGGCAUGAAAAGGCUCUCUCAGCCGGAGGGGUAGGCUGCAUCGUCAGGGUACUAACGGCGAGGAAGACGGUCUAAAAGAGGAGCAGAGGAGCAGUACACUCCACACCAGAUGAGAGACAGAGGGGCUGCGGUACGCUGUAAUCUAAUGGAUGGCACAGGGACUAAAAGAAAAACAAAACAAAAAAAAACAAAACAAAAGAUUUUUAACCCAAUGGGACCCUGAUUGGAGAUUGUCAUUCAAGGCUAGAUGCAGACAAAACAUCAAAUCAGGGUCACAUUUGGUUAAAAAAAAAAUCUAACUUCUUCCCAUGUGUGAUCGCAGCCUACUAAAUCGUAUUCCUCACAGGGUGCUACAGAUAACUUUCCACCCCACGUGUCUGUGCUGCUUCCCUGACCUCUUUAUUCUCACUGACCCUUUCAUUCUUAUACAGUAUAUAUGCACACAUUGAAAACACAGUACCUACAUGCUCAUGUGGAUAUGAACAACUCUCUCUCACACAUCUGUGCUUGGUGACAGGCAUGAUUUCUCGCAUUAGAUACUCCCUUGAUUCUCUCCCACACGUGCUUUCAGACAUAAACACGGAGAUAUACAUACAUGACAUACACACACAUAGGAUGGUUUCAGCUUUGUUUCUCUCAGGAAAAUUCUCUCUCAGAAAUCAGUAUUUGUUUACCGUCAUCCUCUCGUGUUGUCUUCUUUGCUAAAGUGCUGAACAGAGACUUCCUGAUGGAAUAAAAGCAUGAUUUUUCUCUCGGUAAAUCCUCUCAUUGCCGCUCCCUGACACUUAAGCAGUGGGAGUCUCCUGAAAAGCACAGUCACAGAUGGAGGGUGGCGGAUUUGCUUGUGGGGGUCGCCAUUCACCCUGGGGUUGGGAGGGGGGGGACUCUUCCAUCUAUCCAUCCACCCAGCCUGCCCUAGUUAAGGAUUAUUACCCACGAUGCAGCACAGCCUGCUAUCUCCACCACCCUUAUUAAUCCCACUUUACUGCACUUCACAUCCUGUCUGUGUGUCUCGCUCGCUCUCAUUCACUCACAUGUUCAGGGCAUUAUCUGGCUCUGCUGUUACAGUUUAUAGGGGAUGCAUUUUUUUUCUGUACUUUCAGGAAAAUUACAUGUCAUCAAGAGAAUUCUUUUUCCAUUUAGGUUUUUUUUUUUUUAUUUAACAUGAAAAAUAAUCCAGGAUUACACUUUUCUUGUGCCCUUUUUCUGUUAUUGUUUUAUAGUAAUUAUGAUUUCUGCAUCACAGUCAAACCCCUUCUCAAUAAAAAUCAAAAAUGUGGCUGAGAGGUUUGGCAAAAUCAGCAUGUGUGCUGCACAGUACAGGAAGGACUCAAGAGAAUUAAUAUUUUGAGUACUCUUAAUUGGAAAGUGACUGGACUCUGUGUCAAGCCCCUAAUCAUGCUGAACAAAAAUGUGUACUAAUUUUUGCAUGAUAUCACCCUUAACUUGUGAGAUUUUUUUUUCCCCCCAAGCAAUUUCAAGCCCCAUGGUUUCAUUUAAUACUUUCCAAAACAAAAUACCCAAUACACAUCAAUGUCUUUCUGGAGGAGGACAAACUGCAUACAUGUUUUAUUUUAUGUUUUAUAUGAUAAUGAGGAAAUCUUGAACAUGUCUAAUUUUUGUCUGCCUUAUGAGGUAGAUUGCUCUUGUUGCCAAAUGAUUUAUUUUGCUUUCAUAAAAAUAUUAUAGGUUACAUUGGUGAUUUAAAAAGCCCUUUUUGUAUUUAGAGGAGACUUUUAAAGAUGAAGAAACAACAGCUGCAACAGAUAAGUAGUACAUAUUGCUUAACAACUGUUGUUUCUUCAUCUAAUACCUGAAAGCAAGGUGUGUUGUGGAUAAGUUGCUUUGUUUUGCUCAUGCAUCGUUAAUACUGUCAAAAACCAAGCAGCCCAAGGUUUGCUCCUGAUGUAAAAAUAGUGAUAAGGGGAAUACAAUUCUAGCAUAACCUGCGCAUUUCCAAUCAAGCACUGAGUGAUGAUUAGUCAAGGUGCAAUUUCCCAAGAAGCAUUGCUUUUUAUAAAUCACGAAAGCAUCAUCAGCUAUAUUUUAAUCUCAAGAUAACGUAGAGUCACCAGUUGAUUAUAUGGACAUGGGUUUCAUGUUUGAAUACUGUCAUCAGUGGUGAUGCAUCCAGACAUUAGAUACCUUUUCUAAUGCAGUAAUGGCUAGUUUUACAUGGAAACAAAAGGAGAGAGGUCUGAUUACUUAAAGAAAUCAGAUGUUUUUGUUAUUGCAUGUAUGUCUAGCCAGAGAGGCUCUUCUGACCAAGGGCAAGAAAACAAGGGAACAUACCAAACUGAUGUACAAACUGCCUUACUCAAAUAUUCCUUUUUUAUGUUGUGCUUUUCUGACAAAAUAAUAAAAGGUGUGAAUGCUGAUCA